AUGACUCCCAGAACCUUCCUGAAGGCCUUUCCGCUGAUGGGGGAGACACAGGAGCGUGAGCGGGUUCUUACGCACUUCUCCCGCCGGUACUGCCAGUGCAACCCUGAUGACAGCACUUCGGAAGAUGGGAUCCACACGCUCACCUGUGCCCUGAUGCUUCUCAACACGGACCUGCAUGGACAUAACAUUGGCAAGAAGAUGUCCUGCCAGCAAUUCAUUGCCAACUUGGACCAGCUGAAUGACGGACAAGACUUUGCCAAAGACCUGCUGAAGACCCUUUACAACUCCAUCAAGAAUGAAAAGCUGGAAUGGGCCAUUGAUGAAGAUGAGCUGAGGAAAUCACUGUCUGAGCUGGUGGAUGACAAGUUUGGGACAGGCACAAAGAAGGUGACACGGAUCCUGGAUGGUAGCAACCCCUUCCUGGAUGUCCCACAGGCUCUCAGCGCCACCACCUACAAGCAUGGUGUGCUGACCCGGAAGACUCACGCCGACAUGGAUGGCAAGAGGACGCCCCGUGGGAGGCGUGGCUGGAAGAAAUUCUACGCGGUGCUCAAAGGGACCAUUCUGUACCUGCAGAAGGAUGAGUACAGGCCUGACAAAGCCCUGUCUGAGGGUGACUUGAAGAACGCCAUUCGUGUGCACCAUGCUCUGGCCACCAGGGCCUCCGACUACAGCAAGAAGUCCAAUGUGCUCAAGCUGAAGACAGCCGACUGGAGGGUCUUCCUCUUCCAGGCACCGAGCAAGGAAGAAAUGCUGUCCUGGAUCCUUAGGAUCAACCUGGUGGCUGCCAUCUUCUCGGCGCCCGCCUUCCCAGCUGCUGUUAGCUCCAUGAAGAAGUUCUGUCGGCCCCUGCUGCCCUCCUGCACCACUCGCCUCUGCCAGGAGGAGCAGCUGCGUUCUCAUGAGAAUAAAUUGAGGCAGGUGGCUGCAGAGCUGGCUGAGCACAGGCGUCACCCGGUCGAGCGGGGCAUCAAGUCCAAGGAGGCUGAGGAGAACCGGCUGAAGGAGCAUUAUCUCACGUUUGAGAAAAGCCGUUAUGAGACCUACAUCCACCUCCUGGCUGUGAAAAUCAAAGUGGGCUCAGAUGACCUGGAGCGGAUUGAGGCCCGGCUGGCCACCCUGGAGGGGGAUGACCCUUCUCUCCGCAAGACACACUCGAGCCCUGCCCUCAGCCAGGGCCACGGAACUGUGACUGGCAGCAAAGCCACGAGGGAUAACACUGGGCCUGAUACUUAGCUGGCAUAGAUGGGCAGGUCCCAGAGGCAGGCAGUGCCCCCAGAGGGGUCAGUGAGCACAGUUCCAGCCAGGGGCCACUCAGAUCAGCUCCAGGCAGUUGUUGGGCAGCCAGGGGGGUGUGGAGAGCCCUGUGGGCCAAGGAGAUGGAGAUGCUAUUCAUGAUGUUGAUCUUGCAUCCUGGGGCUGCUCUGGGCCUCCGACCCUCUCCCCAGCUCUCACAUCCUUCUUCACCCCAGAGCCUCAUUUUCUAGGCCAGUUGUGUGCAUGCUCUAGACACCAUCUCACUGGAGAAGUGGGAAGGGUGGUUGACUUCCCAGGCUCUCCUCUUCUCACAAGUUCCUCCCCUCAUGUCCCUUGUUUCCGAGGGCAGGUCUUGACCCCAGGUCUCAGCUUGGACUCCCACCCUUUCUCCUCCUCCUUCCUCUGAGUUGACCAGCAGCAGGUCUGCAGACCACCAGCACUAUCCUCUCCUCCUCCACUCAGCAGCCUUGGGAACCACACCCCAUUCUCCUGCCUCACCUGGCAAUAACCCAGGACCCAGGCCUGUCCCUCAGUGCCAAGCUCUCUCCACUCAAGUGUGUGUCCAUCUCAUCUUCCAUCCAUCGAGGCCACUACUGCUUUCUUUUAUAUGGACAUAAAUGUAUAUAUAUAAGAAUUAUAUAUAUAUAUAAGAACCCCUUUAGAGAUGGUUUUGGAACUGAUAUCAGUUAGAGGAUGAAAUAAGAGGUAGGAAAAGCCUAUUUCAGAAUGCACUUGUUAGCAAGGAGGGCUGCUCUCUGGCCCCUGGAGGUCCUGACACUCUGGGAGGGAAGGUAGAGAUAGUAUGACCUCCUCUCACCCUAUUUCCCCCUCUUCCGGCUGACCUGUGACUUAAACUGCUCUUACAGUUAAUGCUUUGGAAUAAAUAGUGUGUGUGUGUGUGUGUGUGUGUGUGUGUGUGCUGCCCUGUCUGUCCCACAGGCAUCCUGGGGUGUGAGUGGGAUGGGACCAUGGCCCUGUUUAUAUUUUGGUCUUUAUGUUGGUGCUGCCGGGUCUCUGAGCUCCAGAGGUGGCCUCUUGUACAGAUCUACUGCUACAGGAAUAAAAGACACUCUGCCUUGCAAAUAGCCAUUUGUCAACAAGCCCAAAGAUGUUUGCUGGGGGAAGGUUAUGGAAGCCAUUAAUUCUUGGUCUUGCGAAAAGGUGGAAUGACAAGUUGUUGAUUGUUUUUUAGGUUGCUAUUUCUCGUACUCGUCUAGUGACUCAGAAACGCUAGUGAAGGACAUGUCUGGGAAGAAUAAUUUUCCAUGUGAUGAUCACAGACUAGCAUCCUUUAAACCCUGCAAUCCUCAGACUGACAGUGGUGGGGGUGAUGGCACCCGCAAUACAGCUGUGAUGAGCAAAUCCUUUCUAUUUUUAAAAUAGAUUACUGUAGUUUGGCCAGCAAUUUGACCUCAGUGGUAACAUAUUUAGUUAAUAAGCCAACCUUGCAACUAAGCAGCCAACAUUUACAAGCCCACUCACAUUUGAUACAAGGGACCUGUGAGUCUGUGGAGAGAUGUAGUGAUUUAAAUCCAGGUUAUUUAAUUUGGAUCAGCUGAGUGUAUUUUAUAACCAAACCAUCUGGCACCUUCACUUUGCUGAGUGGAAGUAAAUGUUCAUUUAAGUGAAAUUGAAAGAGCAAUGUGGCAACGUAAAAAAGCUCUCUGUUCUUUUUUCUCCACGCUGUCUCAAAGGUCCUUUGAGUUUGGGGUCAGCUUCCCACCCUCUACCUCAUGAGGGUGGGUGAGUGAAAGCAGAGGAGCAGGCUCCAUCCACUGCAGACACGUGUGCUUCCCUGAGCACUAGCUGUGCCUCCCAU
Physeter macrocephalus (sperm whale) is the source of this 3076-nucleotide messenger RNA. RefSeq names its product pleckstrin and Sec7 domain containing 2 (gene PSD2). The coding region runs from base 1 to 1236 and encodes 411 amino acids. The transcript is spliced from 11 exons. Lineage: Eukaryota; Metazoa; Chordata; Mammalia; Artiodactyla; Physeteridae. The record is from RefSeq and is a predicted model, not a curated record. Gene Ontology annotation, molecular function: guanyl-nucleotide exchange factor activity; phospholipid binding; protein binding. Gene Ontology annotation, biological process: regulation of ARF protein signal transduction.